Colletotrichum orchidophilum is the source of this 234-nucleotide messenger RNA. RefSeq lists its product as uncharacterized. The record is from RefSeq and is a predicted model, not a curated record. The transcript has a single exon. Lineage: Eukaryota; Fungi; Ascomycota; Sordariomycetes; Glomerellales; Glomerellaceae. The coding region runs from base 1 to 234 and encodes 77 amino acids.
AUGCGGGGUACUUUGUGCAAGCUUGUAGAGGUCUGUCGAGGCUCGAGAGACUCGCUGGCGCUGCUAAGACGGGAGAAUCGUUCGACAGUGGUCUGUCUCUGCCCUCCUCGUCGUCAGGGAAGCGGUCCUGCUGGUGCAAUUAUGAUGACCAGUCGCGCGCAAGCUGGGAUGGUAACUGGCGCAACUCUCCACAAGUCGAGAAGACGAGGGUAUCAAGUCGCGUGGUGUCCUUGA